AUGAGUAACCUCGACCAACCACCCCCACUAGCCAGACUCAGAGUCCCAAUCCUGGUUCCUCCUCCAACGCCAAGAUUUCUUACUCCAGAUUCUGUCAAGAUUUCCCUUCUUCUUUCUCAUCAAAAAUGGUUCGAAUACACAGACCCUCUGACCUGGAAUCAAGAUGUGCUGAGAGAGCUUGUCGCAUCCCCCGAGGUCUACGAGCAAAACAGCAUGCUUGUUUCCUACAAGCCUCGUCCCAAGAUUGAUAGGAAGGUCGAAACUUCUACAUUGGAUCUGGGUACCUUGAGCUGUCUGUCUUUAGAAGUGAUCCAAGAAAUCAUGAACAACAUGGACUUGCUCACUCUGGAACGAUUCGCCCGAACCUGUCGUUAUGCCCGCAUAAUCAUGACCUGUCAUCCAACUUACAACUUUCUAAUGAAACACUCUCCUCACGUCCGCGAUUUACUCUCCAACACAAGGCUUCUGUACUGGCACAGUAUCCUCAACAUCAAGGCCGAGCUUCAAUUCCCAAAAUGUCGCUCCUGCGACUCAACAGCCUCAUACCUCUACCUUCCAACCUGUGAGCGCAUCUGUCCAACAUGCUGCAACCACAACAAAAACUACUGGUGCAUUGACAUCCACGACGCAAAAGUCGCGUUCGCCCUCGAGAUUAUCGACAUCAAAUGUCUCCCGAUCAUCAGAAUCAAGCCCCAAGGCAACAAAUCCCGAUUCCCCGGCGUAAUGAAUGCAACCGAAUGGCUAUGCCCAAUCAAAUGCGCCUUUGAAUCAGCUCUCAAACGCUGGAAAACCAUCUCCGGCCUCCAACACGCCGCUCAGGAAAUUUCGCCAGAUAGAUACGAUGACGCGACUGCUCUUGAACGUGCAGAUGCUCGACGCUACCGAUUCUUUCGCUCCCCUGUCCCCGAAGUAACAGGUGAUCCGUCUCUUAAGUUGAAGGCGCCCCGUCUUGCAGCCGGACAUUCUUUAGCUCAAACAACUGCUACUAUGAUUCCGCAUGUUGAGCGGAGCUAUGAUGUACCUAGCAUGCGGUAUAUGUGUAAGGGUUGCUUGUGGGCUUAUGAACACAAGCUUCGUCCUCGAAAAGAUGUGUUGGAGUACAUGGGGUUGGAUCCGGGGUUGGAUCCGUUUGAGAUUGUGAGGAUUUUCGAGCGCAGAACUCAUAUGUCGAGAACUUGGCCCGAGAUGGUGGUACAUUUUACCAAGUGUAUCGGGGCGGGCAUUCCCAUGUGGAUGAACAAGUGUAAUGAGGAAGAUAAGGUGACGCUUCAAUUACAACACCAGACCCAGCAGCAGCAGUGA
Penicillium angulare is the source of this 1302-nucleotide messenger RNA. RefSeq lists its product as uncharacterized. The record is from RefSeq and is a predicted model, not a curated record. Gene Ontology annotation, molecular function: protein binding. The coding region runs from base 1 to 1302 and encodes 433 amino acids. Lineage: Eukaryota; Fungi; Ascomycota; Eurotiomycetes; Eurotiales; Aspergillaceae. The transcript has a single exon.